Dreissena polymorpha is the source of this 3158-nucleotide messenger RNA. RefSeq lists its product as uncharacterized. Gene Ontology annotation, biological process: protein polyubiquitination; proteasome-mediated ubiquitin-dependent protein catabolic process. Bases 183 to 1856 code for a protein of 557 amino acids. The transcript has 3 exons. Lineage: Eukaryota; Metazoa; Mollusca; Bivalvia; Myida; Dreissenidae. The record is from RefSeq and is a predicted model, not a curated record. Gene Ontology annotation, molecular function: ubiquitin protein ligase activity; zinc ion binding.
CUUGGUUGCUGUUCAGUUAGAAAUUUCAUAUCACUUGUCUAUGUUAAAUAACAUUGUGUGUGUGUGUGUGUGUGUAUGUGUAUUGUAAAACAUAUGCUUGGACAUAACUAUUUCAAGUUAUUUCAGAUUGUAAAAUCGUGUUUGAAAAUCGUGAUCGUCGUGAUUGAAAGUGAAUUAUCAAAAUGGCGACAUCUGGAAUUUCUAGAAAUUCUUAUGUGGUUAAAUAUUAUUGUUGUACAAUCUGCGAAAAAGAGCGGUCUGUAGAAAUGGAUGCAGAUUUUUACUGUGAAAAAUGUCUUAAAUACUUCUGCAGAACAUGUAUAAACUCCCACAAACAGCAUGGUUGGUGGUUUUAUAAAAAAUCUCCUUAUGGAAAGGAUAAAAUAAUGAAGUGGCCACUUUCUAAGAAGAUGAAGACUUCUCUUUUAAUAUGCAUCAUACACAAGGUUGAACAGUUAACAAUGUACUGCGCGGACCACAAUCAUCUGUGCUGCUCGAGAUGUGUUGAGCUUAAUCACAGAUUUUGCAUACAAGUGACCACAUUACCUCGGGCUGCCACAAAAAAGUCAACCGACUUCAAGAACCUGUCUGUCAAAACUGAAAAUAAUAUUUCACACUUGAAACGGUUUCAGACCUAUCUGGAGGACAGAAUGGAGUCUCUAAAGGUUUCGUUCAAUGAACAUGAGAGGCUUAUUGUGGAUCGUUUGCGUGUAAAUAUAAUAUCGUAUUUACGCGAAUGUGAUACAAGAACAGUUAAUACAACACAGGAACAUAUACAAUACCCAAUCAGUGAAAUGCGUGAGGAAAUCAAAUAUUUAUUAGCAGAUUUUGAGAAAAGCACUAUUAAGGAGAAGAAAGAAGAGCUAAACCUGAAACAAGCUCCUCUCAAGGUUGUGAGAAACAGUUGCAUCAGGCUUCACUAUGAAUUGUUCCAUCUCCAUGUAGCCAUACCGAAAGUACUGGGUAAACCUGAACUCUCAUUUAUUGCCAGUAAAAGAUGUCUGGAAAAAAUACAACAGUCUGAUAUAUUUAUAAAAGAGUACUUUUCAAACAAUGUUUUCACUGUGAAUGAGAAGUCUGUGCAAAAUGUGAAAAUUCCAAGUGAUUCAGACAUAUGCUCCAUCUCAGCUAUAUGUGCUCUCCGUGAUGGGCAGGUACUGAUUGCAGACAGAGUUAAUAAGAGAGUCAAGCUGCUGAACGAGCAGUACCAGGUGGUGAGUCACUGUGGUGUGAUUGCUGAUAUAUGGGACAUGUGUCCAAUCACACCCAGUGAGGUUGCAGUGGCUGUGGAUGAUCUAGGUAACACACAUGAGGUCCAGUUAAUCACAGUCAUCCAGAGCGAGCUGGUUUCAGGAAGAAAACUUCAGUUGCAACAUAGAUGUAGAGGUAUUGCUCACCAUCAGGGAGACCUGUUUAUUGCAUCUGGUACUGCUCUGUUCAAGUACACAGUGAAUGGCCAACUAGUCGGUACACUCUAUGAAGAUCAAUCAACUGAUGAUACAGUAGACAAGUGUGCUGUGAGUCCCACAGGGGACAAGCUGUACAUUACAAGCUGGACCCAGUCCAAGCUCCUCACCCUGUCCAGGGAUGGCAAAAUCCUGGCUACAUUGACAGACACAGCACUAAACCACCCACGUGGGGUACAUGUGACCCCUGAAGGCCAGGUGCUGGUCUGUGGAUGGUUUUCCAACACUGUACUACAGGUGGACAUGGAGGGGAAGAUGAAGCUGGCAACUCUGGCUACAGAGUGGGAUGAAAUGGUGUGCCCAGAGUCAGUCUGCUACAGCAGCACUACAUCCUCCAUCAUUGUAGGUCAGUGGGAACGCAACAUCAUCAUUGUGUUCAGAGUGGAAUAGUGUGUACGUGUAUGUAUUAGUUGUAAUAUGUCAUUAGUAAUUCAAUGACAAUGUGUUGUUUAGCAUUCGAGCAUAGUAGUGUGUGAUAUUACAAUACAACAUUCAGUGUGUAGUUAAAUAUAACAAUAAUUUAUGUACACAUAUUGUUUUCUGCUUAUACAAUGUGAGGGUUUUUGUUAGAACAUUAGAUCUAAUGCAAAUUAUGUUAUGUUGUCAUAACAUUUGUGUCAUUUUGGUCCUAAAAUUUCGUUCUUGUAAACUUUGCAGGAAAAAACAAAGCAUUUAAACUCAAAAUUUAAUAUGUGUACAUAGAUGCACAUGUACAUAACAACUGAGGCUAUUUUUACACUUUCAUUUCCAUAAACACCAUGCCAUGUAAGAAAUGUAUAUGGAUGAAUACUUUUUUUUUAUAAAAUAUGAAAUUGUUUAAGUAAUCUUUGGAGAUGUAUAUAUUGAUAUUUUAUGCAAUGUUAACAGAAAGGUUACACUUGGUGUGAGAUUUAUUAAUGUGCCAUGUUUUAUGCUGUUGAACAUUUGUUAUUGAUUUUCAAUACAUUUAUAUAAAAGUGGGUGAGUCCUAAAUAUACAUACAAGAAAUACGUCAAGCUUUUCGGCUGCUCCAGUCGCUUCUGAGUCAAGACAACGAUGCUCAGGAUGUGGUGGACAAGAAUGACCUGAAUAAGCAGAAAAAAGACGCUUUUAUUGUCAGGCCUUUUCUUGGUCACUUUGGGAAAAAAUGCAAUUUUAGAAUUUUGAAUUUGUUGGUGCGAAAAGUCCAAUGAUUUCGGAAAAAAACUAAAUUAAUAUAACUCUUUCUUAUACUUCAAAUUAUAAGUAUAAAAUCAUAUUAUGAUAAUAUACAUUUUUAUGCCCCCGAAGGGGGGCAUAUAGUGAUCGGACUGCCCGUCCGUCCGUCUGUCCGUCCGUCUGUCCGUCACACAUGCGUUUAGGUUUCGAAACAUGCUCAUAACUUCUAUGUCGCUUCAGAUAGCAAUUUCAUAUUUGGCAUGCAUGUGUAUAUGAACAAGGCCUUUCCAUACGCACACAAAUGUUGACCCCUGUUGACCCUUGUGACCUUGAUCAUGAACUUAGGGUCCGCGUUUAGGUUUCGAAAUCAGCGUUUAGGUUUCGAACAAAGCUCAUAACUUCUAUCAAGCGUUUAUAGGGGGCAUAUGUCAUCAUAUGAUGACAGCUCUUGAAUUUUGAUCUAAUUGAAAUAUAAUUGAGAUAUAAUAAUCAUAAGGCAUCAUAAUGCGUGGAUUUCUCAGUUUGGACAAAUAAAUGAGGAAUUUGUGUCAGUUA